This is a messenger RNA of Cladophialophora carrionii CBS 160.54, 1194 nucleotides long. RefSeq lists its product as uncharacterized. The record is from RefSeq and is a predicted model, not a curated record. NCBI's taxonomy places the organism in Eukaryota, Fungi, Ascomycota, Eurotiomycetes, Chaetothyriales, Herpotrichiellaceae. Bases 1 to 1194 code for a protein of 397 amino acids. Gene Ontology annotation, cellular component: mitochondrion. The transcript is spliced from 3 exons.
AUGGCCUCUGCGGUGAGGGCUCCUCAGCUUCUAAGCAAGGGCCUCUCGGUUGCAACAACUCCACAAUAUGUCUGUCGAACGUGUCGACAUGUACUCAAGCGAGAAUGCCAGCAAAUUCGGUACAGGACGACUCUAUCCUCUCGACCAGAUAGACGGCAAGCUUCAGGUCAUCCACGGGAGCAACGGCGCCUUGUUUCACUCAGUUCUUUCGCGGGGCGCACUCAGCAAAUGGAGGAACCCGCACCGGCAGAAGAAGGCGUUUCAAUGGAACCCUACGUGGAAGCAACAACAUGGGACGGGCUGGAACACAUGGGCCACCAAGGACAUUGGAAAGAUCUCCUCCCGGAUGCAAAAGAUGAUUACGAGCCAUGGCUAGAUACUACCCAGGCAACACCUCCUCAACGCGACCAAUUCCUCUCCCUCCUCUGGAUCUCCAUUGUCGAAUGCCUCGCGCUCAAGCAACUCAACAGAGACCCAAAGACCAUUCACACAGACGGCCCACCGAAUUUUGCUGGUGGCAUGGCAUCUCUUAAAAUCCAGCUGUCAGGCACGGGUACAAUAUCGCAUCUGGACGAUCCUCAUGGGACUCUCAAACAGACAAAGGCAGGAUCCGAGGCAGCGAGGGAGCAAGGUUCAGAGGUGGAGUUCUCGGUCUCUGAGAUUGAAGAACAGCUGCAGGACGCGAGAUUUGAUUUUCACGACCCUACUACCUUUGCUAUCCUCAAACGUUUCUCCGAACUGACCGGCCAUCGCGUGCCGGAUCCUGUCCUCAACACCGUGCUCCGCGGUAAUAAACCUCUAGUCGCAUUCAUCGACCUACUCACCCAAUCCGCAAAGCCCAAGCCCAAAAAAUUCGCGGAAGUCCUUCUCGCCAAGCAGAAAAAAGCGGUGGAUUUCGCUGCUCGCGAGAAGCUCCUCGCCGAGCAAGGCCUGCAGGCGCACACCGGCACGGCCGUCCCCACGACCGAAGCGACGGACGCAAAAGCCGGCAAGCAAAAGCCCAAGUUCAAACCCUUGGGUCCGAACGUGAUGAUCUUCCCCCGCCGCGAGACCCAAGUCGACCGCGAGAUGGAAAUCGGAAGAUGGAAGGUCAUCAAGCGCGAACUCGAGAAUCGCGGUUUACCGGUGUACCCGAUUCCCAAACUCGUGCCCGCUGGUGAGACGUGGCGCAAGGACGAGGGUGGCGUGGUGUGA